Phycomyces blakesleeanus NRRL 1555(-) is the source of this 615-nucleotide messenger RNA. RefSeq lists its product as hypothetical. Bases 1 to 615 code for a protein of 204 amino acids. The transcript has 8 exons. NCBI's taxonomy places the organism in Eukaryota, Fungi, Mucoromycota, Mucoromycetes, Mucorales, Phycomycetaceae. The record is from RefSeq and is a predicted model, not a curated record. Gene Ontology annotation, molecular function: GTPase activity; GTP binding.
AUGGCAAGCCCUGAAUUCAGUAGUCCUCUUAGAAAAUACAAGCUUGUAUUUCUUGGUGAACAGAGUGUUGGAAAGACUUCUUUGAUCACCCGGUUUAUGUAUGACACCUUUGACAACACUUAUCAAGCUACUAUUGGAAUCGAUUUUCUGUCAAAGACAAUGUACCUAGAAGACAAGACUGUUCGAUUGCAACUAUGGGAUACAGCAGGACAGGAACGUUUCCGUAGUUUGAUCCCUAGUUACAUCCGUGAUUCAUCAGUAGCCGUGAUUGUUUAUGACAUUUCUAACCGGGAUUCUUUCCUCAAUACGUCAAAGUGGAUCGACGAUGUUCGGGCUGAGCGUGGUAACGAGGCUAUUGUUGUAUUGGUUGGUAACAAGACAGAUCUCAACGAAAAGCGUGAGGUGACAGCUGAUGAAGGUGAGAAGAGAGCCAAGGAAUUGAAUGUCAUGUUUAUUGAGACAAGUGCAAAGGCUGGACACAAUGUCAAGACUCUUUUCCGCAAGAUUGCACAAGCCUUGCCUGGUAUUCACCAAGGCACCAAUGACACCAAGGAACAGAUGCAAAAAGUCAACUUGAGCAACUCGAAUACUGAAGCCAGUGGUUGUGCUUGUUAA